Messenger RNA from Trichobilharzia regenti, 2883 nucleotides. NCBI's taxonomy places the organism in Eukaryota, Metazoa, Platyhelminthes, Trematoda, Strigeidida, Schistosomatidae. The record is from the annotation of a GenBank genome assembly.
GCCUAGCUUGUGGAUGACACAUGUUUCAAUAGAGUUGUGGUUUGUAAUUGUUUGCAGAGAUUCAUGUGGCAGUUCCCGUAGUUCCUAUAGGUUAAAUGGGUAAUCAUGAUUUCAGUUUCUACAGAUUGUACUGUGUCUAUUAAAAUGAUGCAUGGCAACUGUUAGAUACAUUAGCUAUGGCUAUGUUUAUGAUUUACUUAAGUGUAGGUGUAUGUCUUACUCUUAUUUUAGCGAAAGUUUAUUGUUACCUUUUGCUUAAUUAUUCCGCUUUUACAUUUCCUUGUUGAUUUGUAGAUAUUUCAUGGAUAAAGAGCCACUCACGCCUGUUCCAUCAGAGCAACUUCUUGGACCUGGAUAUGGUCAAGGUGUAUGGCCUUUGCGUGAGCGGUUGGCAUUAGCUACAGCUCUUUUAGACGUAGAUAAUCAGCAGGGAACCUGGUCCUCUACCAGUCGUCGUCUGAUGCCAUUUUCUAAACCAGGUCGGCCACCUACAUGGUGUUCGCCUAGAGCAUGUGCGAAACAGUACGCCUUACUUCUAGAUUCAAUUGAAUUGGUCAAGCGACAAAAUAUGCCGGGGAGUGACUCACAGUCAAGUCAGCUGAGUUUAGCUGAGCGUGUUGUGAAGCGUCUAAGUGCUGAACGAGCAGAAGAAUUAAGGUCGCGAAUACAACGUGAACAGAAGUACUACAGUUCAUUGAAAAGUAUUAUUUCGAACGUGGAAUCUGGCAUGUACGACAGUCAGUUGCCCACUUUGUUAGAGCAAAUCAAGUCUUUCACCGAAUCAAAAAACAAACCGGAAAAUGUUACACCCAACAAGAGUACUUCUCAAAUCUAUAGUCCUUCGAAAACUGCGACUUCUGCUGGAGAUACAACUACCAAUGAAUUAGAACGCCAACCAGGGAUAAAAUGCUCAGAUAAUGUAGAUUCGGGAAACGUAUCUGCUGAAAGUAGUCCACAGGGUGCCGAAAACCUUCUCGGAUUAGUGAGAGAAAUACAAGAUUUUUAUCGGAUUCCUGAUUCAACAUGGUACUGUGCUCCUGGUCCGAUAAACAGUUGUAAGGCCUUUGGAAGUGUGACAAGUAGAUCUCGUCCAUCCACUGCAGUCGGUUCUGUUAAUUCCUCCCGUUUACAAGGUAAAGCAGCAUCACCACGUCGAGAACCUGGAGUUCAUUCCAUACGUUCGGCUAAAAAAUCUAAGGAUUUUAAGUCUGGUAAACACGAUUCGGGUCACACUACAGCUGCUUCACGUGCUGCUGAAGCAACGAAACGAAGGUAUAUGUCGAGAGCAAGCAACAGUAAAUUUUCACCGAAUUCAAAAAAAUCCAAUCUGAAUGGGAUAUGCAGUAAAAAACCUAAAAAAUUAUCGAACGACUUUUCGCGUAAAAAUCAGCGUCAAAAUUCUGUAUCCUCCACUCGUACCUCGAAAGGAAAUUGCGUAAGUCAAAGUAUCACUCGGAAGUCGAAGCUAUCGGGUUCCAUGAUACCUCAUCAGAAGCAAAACAGUAAUAUGAUUAGAAAUACUGUGUCCGAGAAACAAGAAAUUACUUAUACUUCUAGUGAUGAUGAUGAUGAUGACGGCGAAUAUAAAUCGGAUGAUGAGAGUUCCCUGUAUGAAGAGACAUCAACUGACAUGCAGACAGACACGUCUUCGUCAACACCAUCCACAAUCGCUAUGUAUGCGUCUGAUGUUGAAGAUUUUCUGAUUGAAGAAGAUGAUAAAUCAGACAAUACUGUUCCAAUUGACGAUACUGCUACCUACUGUGCUUUAGAUAACGAUCAACAAGUCACAGAAACGAUUGAUGAGAAUGAGGCGUAUCUUUUGAAUUCUGAAGAAGAUAAUUGCAUUGCAUCAGAUGUUGCCUUGUCUCUUGAAUCUGGUUCGGACAAGCCGAAUACUCCUGAUUUGACUUCGAGGACUUCUGAAACUGUGGUUGAUGAACCGCGCCAGUCGAAUAAUUCGUCCACCGAAGGAGGUCGUAAAAAUCGUAGUCUUACACUUCGAUUGAGUCGGAAAGGUACUCAACUUGUUGUUGUGUCUUCUUCAGAUUCAACACCUAAUUGUUCAUCUCAAGAUUUAAAUGAAUCAUUAAUAGAAACAUCUUUUGAUGGUACUUCUCAUGAUACUGAUUGGCGUAGUUGGGCGAAUCAAGUUCUGAGUGGUAGUGAACGAAUUGUGAAUACGUUGAUGUCAAAGAAUGAACGUUUGGCGCUUUCUCCUCGUUCCAAAAAUAAAUUGUCGGAAUCUCAAAUAAAAGAAUUGAUCGAUGAAUUACUAGAUCCUGUCGCGAGUGAUUUGAAUAAAGGAUUGGUUACAUCUAAGCAACAGUUUAUACAUCGUUUAUUGCGUCAACUAGCUGAGACUGCAAUGACACGACCAUGUAAUACAAUUAGAUAUCGUAUAGCUAUCGAAUUGUAUGAACAAUGGGAUCAACAAUUGCAAAUAGACGUUCCAGAGCCAAGUUCCACAUCAACGCCUAUCUAUUCAAACAUGAAUACUUCACUACCUUGGUCAAAUGAGUCAGGGGAUAAUUCACUGGAUGUAUCAAGCGAUCACCCGCCUACCUUAACGUCGAUCACUUCAUCGCUUGAUUCAUCUUCAUCUAAACUAUCUAGUGAUAUUUUUGUAAGUUGCCAUUGUCGUUGUUCUUGUUUGUUGAUUUUUAAGCAUUCACCCUUAUGCUUAUUCAGGUAUGCCUGUUGGGUCAUGCGGGUGUACAACUGAAGGAUUCCAAAUUGCGUCUGUCUGUCUCUGUCUGUUCUCGACGUAGAACUUUGAACCGAUGUGCGGCAGUUCAAGUCGCCACACUCCCUCCAUGUAGCAUACAAAGCAAGAGAAGAAAGUAGAAGAAAUGCAUAAACAGACAGUAAACAGAGGUGUGAGAC